Messenger RNA from Culicoides brevitarsis, 1921 nucleotides. Its product is annotated as ATP-dependent RNA helicase p62-like. Gene Ontology annotation, molecular function: ATP binding; RNA helicase activity; RNA binding. The record is from RefSeq and is a predicted model, not a curated record. The transcript has 4 exons. Gene Ontology annotation, cellular component: cytoplasm; ribonucleoprotein complex; nucleus. Bases 50 to 1816 code for a protein of 588 amino acids. Lineage: Eukaryota; Metazoa; Arthropoda; Insecta; Diptera; Ceratopogonidae.
AUUUUUUCGUCUUAAAAUUAAAAAAAUAAAAUAAUUCUGAGUGCAAGUGAUGUUAAUAACAAAACUCUUUUCCACUCUUUUCAGUAGGAGUUAUUGUACAGUAUCGCUGAGGCCUAUUUUAGUGAAUCCGUUGUUGAAUCAAAUAGACACGCAAAACAUGGCUCCCCAUUUUCGUGAGAACAAGCAGAAGCGCAGCUACCAUGGCGUACAGCAACAUAACAAGUUUAAGAAUAAUCGCUUUGGUGGCGGCGCCGGAGGUCAGUCAAUGAAUCCAAAGGUCUUGAAAGAGAUCGACUGGUCUGACACCUCCAAACUAACGGAGAUCGUCAAGGAUUUGUAUUGCGAGAGUGACAUCACGAAGAAUCGCAAUCUCAAGGAGGUCAAAAGCUUCCUGGAGACCAAUCAAAUCAACACGAAAGGUAACCAAUUACCGAAACCCGUGUUGACCUUUGACGAAAUCCAGUUUCCGGACUACAUCAAGAAGGAGAUUCAACGACAACAGUUUGAGAAUCCGACAGCAAUUCAGGCGCAAGCAUGGCCCAUCGUGCUCAAGGGACAAAAUUUGGUAUCUAUUGCCAAAACUGGUUCCGGCAAGACACUUGGGUUCUUGUUGCCUGCCAUUAUGCACAUCAACAAUCAAAAGGCAUCGACCUACAAUGCCCGCAAAGGCCCCAUGGUGCUAGUUUUGGCACCGACACGUGAACUGGCACAGCAAAUUCAACAAGUCGCAUCGCAAUUCGGCGCUACAUCGUACAUCCGUAACACUUGUCUCUUCGGGGGCUCAAGUCGUUAUGCACAAGAACGCGAAUUGCGUCGCGGAUGCGAAAUUGUCAUCGCGACACCUGGACGGUUAAUUGACUUUUUGGAAUCUGGCGUCAUUUCUUUGGAACAAGUUACGUAUCUCGUUUUGGACGAAGCUGAUCGCAUGUUGGACAUGGGCUUUGAACCACAAAUUCGCAAGAUUUUGUCACAAGUUCGUCCGGAUCGACAAACAUUGAUGUGGUCUGCUACAUGGCCCAAGGAAGUACACAAUUUGGCCGAAGAUUUCAUUGGCAACUACUCCAUGAUCAACAUUGGCUCAAUGGAGUUGACAGCGAACCAUAACAUCAAACAACACGUGGAAGUGAUAGAAGAUUACAAAAAGGACCAACGCCUCGUCGAAUUGCUGAACGAAUUGAAGGACGAGCACGGCAACAUCAGAAAAACAUUGAUUUUUGGUGGCACAAAGAGACGUUGCGAGAAAAUCACGUCACACUUGAAUCGCGUUGGAUUCCGUUGUGUCGUUAUGCACGGAGACAAAUCUCAGAAUGAACGCGAAACUGCACUCAAAAAGUUCAGAAAUGAUUAUGCCCCUAUUUUGAUAGCUACAGACGUUUGCGCUCGCGGCCUCGAUGUCGAAGGAAUUGAUACAGUAAUUAAUUACGAUUUUUGUCAAGGUAUUGAAGAUUACGUGCACAGAAUUGGCAGAACCGGACGUUCGACGAACCUCGGACAAUCUUUCACCUUUUUCACAGAGAACGAUGCUCGACUUGCCAGAGACUUGGUGAGCAUCUUGCAAGAAGCAAAGCAGAAAAUCCCACAAGAACUCCAAGAUAUGGCCCGCAACUCACGAGGAGGCGGCGGCCGUGGAGGCGGUGGCAAUUUCCGCAGAUACGGCACCGUGAAGAAGGGAGGAUUCGGCGGCGGCGGAUUCGGAGGACAACGCAACAACUUCGGUGGCGGUGGCGAUCGGAGAUUCCCCCAUUCCAAUUCGAAUUCCGGAGGAUUUGGUAGUGGUGCUGCGGCGAAAAAAACCAAUCACAAGUUUUUCGACUAAUAAAAAAAAAUUAAAUUAAUUUUGUAUUAGACCGACGUGUCGACGAGCAUUGAGAAUUGAAAAAAAAAACCAUUAAAUUAAUUUUGAAUUUCUGAACUACUUAAA